GUUGUCAUUCUAUCUAUAUAGUCUUUGGUUGUCAUGUUUGUUUACAUGAAGUGAGGAAUUGUCGGUGUUUAAAGGGUUUUAUCAGAAACAAUCUAAAUUGGUUUGGUAAAUUUUACAAUCAAAAGCAAUAAAGGAAAUAUAAUAAAGCCCUUGAUCUGUUAGACAAUAAAAUACAAAUCUAUUCUGAAACUGCGAUAACCUAAACGAUAAGAUUUUUUAAAAAAACUCCCGUUGUAUAUAAAUGGCAAUUUAAUUUAAUUAUAAUGACGAGCACCUUGUCUACUGAAAUUCGAACGCCUCCGAAAAUAGCACCGAAACCAGGUCGAGUAAGAGUUGUUAGAGCACUAUUCAAGUACACUGCACAGCAUCCAGAUGAAUUAUCAUUCCAAGAAGGUGAUCUCCUGUAUGUGUUUGAUGAAGCGACUGAUCCUAAUUGGUGGAAAGCUCGUUGUGGAAACCAGACUGGCCUUAUACCAAGCAAUUAUGUGGAGAACCACGGAGAGGAGAUCAAUUUUCCCCUCCACGAAGCAGCUCGCAGGGGCAACCUAAGUUUCCUGCAAGAGUGCUUGCAGCAAGGUGUGUCCGCCACGGGGCUGGACCAGAUGGGCAACACUGCACUGUACUGGGCCAGCCACGGAGGACAUUUAGACUGUGUCUCCCAGCUGCUGGCUCAGUCCAACACCAUGGUUAAUGCCCAGAACAAGCUCGGGGACACGGCGCUCCACGCGGCCGCGGCGCGCGGCCACUACGAAGCGGUCGAGCUGCUGCUGCGGCACGGGGCCGACUCGUGGGUGCAGAACAAGGAUGGUCACACCGCCCUGGAGCUGGCCAUGAGCUCUGCCGUGACCAACGCCAUCCAGAUGAGCAGGUCGGCGUCCCUCGGCAACACCAGCUCCGCUUCCUACGCUGCCGACGACUAUGGCGACGAUUCAGACUGAGCUCCGUUGCUCAAACAGCACCGUGUGUGUUGCCUUAAUUGCCUUCGAGAAGUUGGAAAGCAUGUAAAGUGAUCAUUGAUGUGUGGACUCGGGUGUCAAACUGAAACCUCCAAUAUAACCCAAGUAAUCAUUUAAAUUACUUGCUGAGUUUUUUUUAUCAACACAUGUUCAAUUAGUAUUGGGUUGAGUUAAUUUCAUUUGUCAUAACAGAUUAUUUCAUGAAGAUUUCAAAAUGAAUUACAAUUCUAAUUUAGCUAUUUAUACUGAAGACAACUUAUAAGUAUAACACACAAAUGUUUUCAUGUAAAUAAAAUAGGUUAAGUUUUUACACUGUAUUUUAGAUAUUAGUAUAGUCAUAACAUAAAAUAUCUGCUUAAUUAUUUAUAUUGAUAACAUCAAAUGCUUUAAGCUCCAUUCAAAAAUUUACAUCCUAUUAGUUAACCUAUUAUAAGGUUUCUUUUAAUAAUUAAACAAAAACGAACAACGAAACAAUAGACUGUUUAUAUGCAUUGUAUUGUGGUGAUGUUAGAAGAUAUGAACAUGGACAAUGGCAAGGAAGAUACAGUAGUCUCUUGAAGAAACAAUCUCAUAGUAGCAUGGCCAGUACACUGUGGUGAUGCAUUCUUUGGUGUAAAACUGAAAACUGUAAAGUAUUAAUAAGGCAAUAUCUAUUAUAUUUAGUAGAUUAAUGAUUAAUUUUUGAGAUAAAGUUAUUCAAAUUGCAUAAGUAUUGCGACAUAAUAUUUUUAAUAACAAUAAAAAAAGGAGGGGGGUGUUUGCUUUUGGCUGAGAAAUCUUUAAAGCUUGCUCAGUUAAAUGGAAGGUGCUCAACAUAAUGUUAAGUGAAAUAAUUGUUAUUAUGUAUUGCAUUAAUAGGGUUAAUUCCUAGAAAAUAAAUUUUGUUAUAGCCAAUGUCAUUUAAAUGAUUACAGUGUUUAAUACAAACACACAACAUUUUAUUUCUGUACAUUAUUUAGUUUCUAAUGUGUUUCAAAUGAAAGUGUUAAGUUUUCGAAAGCUGCCAAAAAAAUAGAUAAUGACUCAUUAUUUGUUGCAAGUUCAUGACAACAUAUUAAUUUUGGCUGGAUACUGAUGUUUAAUAAAGCAUGAGCCUUAAGAAUAUGUGGACAUAUGUUUUGUAGUUAAGUGAUAAGUAGUAAACAUUGAUUAACCUAUUAAAAGGUGUUGUUGAAGCAGUUAUAUUUUUUAAAUGACAGAUAAAUAAUUUUUAGAAUUUGAGCUACAUCAAACUAAUAUUAAUGAUUUACACGCCUCUAGUUUUUGUGGUAUUAGGUAUUAGGCAUGUACCAAAAAUAAGGCUGUGUAAAGAAAGACACUCCAUUUUUACAUUGUGAUAUAGUAUUCUAAGUUAGUGAAUAAGUGUUUUACUUUUAAUAUUUAUCAUAUUUGUGACAAUUUUUUUAAGAUUAUGUGAUGAUGGCUUUUGCUGUUGUAUUUAUCAAACGGGACCACAACUGAAUGUUUUGAUGUAUAUAAUAUAUUCAAUAAAGUAUAAUAUCCUUUCAA
Molecule: messenger RNA, 2465 nt
Organism: Bacillus rossius redtenbacheri
Lineage: Eukaryota; Metazoa; Arthropoda; Insecta; Phasmatodea; Bacillidae
Product: osteoclast-stimulating factor 1-like
Exons: 5
Coding region: 264-938 (224 amino acids)
Biological process (GO): signal transduction
Molecular function (GO): protein binding
Source: RefSeq, a predicted model, not a curated record